GCCAAAUUUCAGAUAAACGCAGACCGACUGACCGACCGGCAAGGGAGAAACCAGUAGUGUAACUUCUCGUGAUCCGCAGCGCCUUCUCCUUCUCUUCUUCUCUUUCUUCAUUCAAUUCAAUCCUCAAGUUCAUAACUGCGAGGCACGCUUCCUCCCGUGUUCUUUCUUAACUGAAAUGAAACCAGUAUUCACCGGCUUCUUUCCUGGAGCGGAUCACGCAGUGAGGAACCCUAAGCUUCAUUCUUUUCCUCCACGCCUUUUCCGGAAUCAUGUGCUGCUAAAUGAUCAGAAUCACUGAAAGUUUAAAUGCUCGUAAAUAUUGUGAUUUAAUAUGAAGAUUGUGUGGUUUCUCUCUGGACAUCCAAGAAUCUUCCUUUGCACAAUGCUUGGGCUGAAAUGGGCUGAAGAAGUAUUGAAGGGCAUCAUGUAAGUUCAUUUGGAUAUACCUAAAAGCGAUGACCACUUUUUCUGGCACUAGUGAAAUUACAGAGUCGGUAGACGAAGACUUAGAUGAAAAUAAGCAAGUAUUAGAAUAUUUGCAAAACCAGAAUGUGAUGAAGACAGGAAAAAGGUAUUUUAUCAAGCAAGACAUCAACAGACUUUUUGAGGCUAUAGAAAUAAAAAGUUCUCACAAGGGCAGUAAGGAUGCAUCUCAAAAGAGUGCAAUGAAAAGACCAAUCAGACCAUACUCUUCUCCUCAAGCAGUAAAUUUGAAGCAAGCUCUUAGAGGACUAUGCAUUUCUCAUGCAUCAGAGAUGGCUGCUAUGAAUAAGCGGUUGUCAAGAAUUGGCAUUGUACCUCUUCCGCCUCCAGGUGGUUGUGAAUCAAUGGAAGUGGAAUCAGAACAGUAUGCAGUUGCUAAGGUGGGCCCUGAGUUGAACAGUGCUGCACAAACAUCAGAUGUCAUUGCUAAACCUGAUGAAGGGUCAAGCUCAAAGAGUAGUAAUGAGGAAACCUGUCAUUUGAAAGGAUCCAAUCAGAGUGGACAUAGACCUCGCACGUCAAAGGAUAUGCGAUGGGAAGCCAUUCGUUCUGUUGAGAAGCAGCAUGGGCAUUUAGGGUUGAGACAUUUUAAAUUCAUGAAAAAGGUUGGGGGUGGUGAUAUUGGAAGUGUUUACCUGUCUGAACUAAUCGGGACGGGAUGUUUGUUUGCUUUGAAGAUAAUGGAUAAUGAGUUUUUGGUAAGCAAGAGAAAGACAAUAAGGGCUCAAACAGAAAGGGAUAUAUUGGAAAUGUUGGAUCACCCCUUUCUCCCCACACUCUAUGCACAUUUCACAACAGAUAAAUAUUCGUGCUUAGUGAUGGAUUAUUGUCCAGGCGGUGAUCUGCAUGUUCUUCGCCAAAAGCAACCAAGCAGGACUUUUUCUGAACAUGCAGUUAGAUUCUAUGUUGCUGAAGUUCUUCUUGCACUCGAGUACCUUCACAUGCUAGGCAUUGUGUACAGAGAUUUGAAACCUGAGAACAUACUGGUCCGAGGAGAUGGUCAUAUAAUGCUUUUAGAUUUUGAUCUAUCCUUCAGAUGUGCGGUUACUAAUGACCCAAAACUGCUCAAAUCACAUUCUCCUCUUCCUGAACCUUCAAACAGGAUGUCUAGCCCAUGUUCUCCUCAUUCGAGAUGCAUAGAGCAGUCUUUCUGCCUCAAUCCAUCCUGGCAAGUAUCUUGCUUCACCCCCAAGGUAAAAACUGCCGACUUAGAAGCUGCCCAAAUGACCCAGCUUGUAGUGGAGCCUACCAGUGCCCGUUCCAAUUCUUUUGUCGGAACGCAAGAAUAUUUGGCUCCUGAGAUCAUCAAAGGAGAAGGUCACGGAAGUGCUGUGGAUUGGUGGACUUAUGGGGUGUUCAUGUAUGAGCUUCUUUACGGGAAGACGCCUUUCAAAGGGACUACCGAUGAGGGUACUUUGGUCAAUGUGGUAUCACAAUCUCUCAAGUUCCCCGAGAGUCCUAUGAUAAGCUCUAAUGCCAGAGAUUUGAUCAGACGGUUGUUAGAGAAAGAACCUGAGAAGAGGUUGGGAUGCUCCAAAGGAGCAUCUGAGAUCAAGAGCCAUUCGUUCUUCGUCGGACUGAAUUGGGCUUUGAUACGAUGUGAAAUCCCACCGGAAAUUCCAAGGUUAUCUGCGACAACAAACAACUCACAGAAGAAGCAGGAUAAGAAAGAAGUCACAACCAGUGCAGAGGGCAUUGGAUUUGAGAUAUUUUAGCACAUAGUGUACAUUUAAGUGCUUUUAUACUGCUGAAAUAGUGUGCAUGAAAUCACAUAGUUCCAGUUUCUUGGGAUGUGAAAUUUGAAAUGGACGAAAAUACCACGAUGAAAUACAUGUUUCAGUCUAUCCUGUAACAUAGUAGGGUGAAUGGGAAAUGAAAGUUUCAUGGAGUAUGGAUGGUAUGAUUGUAUCAAAUAAUGUCAAUCAUAAUUCAUAUUUAAGGCUGUCCCG
This is a messenger RNA of Cuscuta europaea, 2432 nucleotides long. The record is from the annotation of a GenBank genome assembly. NCBI's taxonomy places the organism in Eukaryota, Viridiplantae, Streptophyta, Magnoliopsida, Solanales, Convolvulaceae.